This is a messenger RNA of Pterocles gutturalis (yellow-throated sandgrouse), 872 nucleotides long. It is a transcript of the gene FCSK, whose product is annotated as fucokinase. Gene Ontology annotation, biological process: GDP-L-fucose salvage. NCBI's taxonomy places the organism in Eukaryota, Metazoa, Chordata, Aves, Pterocliformes, Pteroclidae. The annotation marks the transcript as partial. The record is from RefSeq and is a predicted model, not a curated record. The transcript has 7 exons. Gene Ontology annotation, molecular function: ATP binding; fucokinase activity.
GAGCCUUGCUCAAAGCUGCCUUCGUCUGCAGCCAGGUUGUGCAGUUCCCCUCGCAGAAGCCCCUGCGGGCCCAGCUGAUGGAGAGCUUCGGGGGUGGGUUUGAAGUGCACACCUGGUCCAAGCUGCCCCAUGGCUCUGGACUUGGCACCAGCAGCAUCCUGGCGGGAGCAGUGAUGGCAUCGCUGUACCGGGCAGCCGGGAAGCUGCCGCUCAGGGUGGAGGUGGAGAAGAUCCCAGUGCCUGACGGUUUCACCCAGACCCUCAACGAUCACUUGCUGCUGGUGUACACGGGGAAGACUCGCCUGGCCCGCAACCUGCUCCAGGACGUGGUGAGGAACUGGUACGCCAGGCUGCCCUCCACCGUGCAAAAUGCCGACGCACUGGUGAGCAACGCCGAGGAGUGCGCCCAGGCCUUGACACAAGGUAACCUGGCGCUCAUCGGCAAGUGUCUGGACCGCUACUGGCAGCAGAAGAAAUGCAUGGCCCCUGGGUGUGAGCCGCUGGCUGUCAGCCGCAUGAUGGAUGCUCUCCGGCCCUACGUCUAUGGGCAGUGCUUGGCUGGGGCCGGAGGCGGCGGCUUCCUCUACGUCUUAACCAAAGCCCCUCGGCAGAAAGAGGCUUUGCACCAAAUUCUAGCAAAAAUCAAGGGACUGGGUAACUUCAGCAUCCACAGCAUCGAAGUGGACACGGGCGGUUUCUCUGUGGAGGGGAAAACGGGUGGCACAGAAAUGCUGCCUCUAGCAGGAACCUUCCUGCUCACCCAGCAGCAGGGGCCCGUGCUGCCCGUCAGCAUGCAGUGCUCCUGCACCAAGGAUGCACCUGGAUGUGGAACUGAGUCCCUGUCCCGUGCCGAGACACUACUUCUGCAGUGA